Gavialis gangeticus (Gharial) is the source of this 1840-nucleotide messenger RNA. RefSeq names its product GIMAP family P-loop NTPase domain containing 1 (gene GIMD1). The record is from RefSeq and is a predicted model, not a curated record. Gene Ontology annotation, molecular function: GTP binding. The transcript has 2 exons. NCBI's taxonomy places the organism in Eukaryota, Metazoa, Chordata, Crocodylia, Gavialidae. Bases 437 to 1087 code for a protein of 216 amino acids.
AGAACAUAUUUAUCUCCAUUCUAUCUUUCCUGCCUUUCUUGAUGUCUUCUUUGGCAACCAGCCCCCUGCCUUUGUAAUUUUCCCUAUUCAAAUAUUGGUUGGUCACCUUCCUUCCUUACUUGCUCUUAUCUUUUUAUGAGCUCUUUACUCCCACCUGUUUUUUCCAUCUUUUUCAAUAUGGGAGACCUGCUAGGUCUGCUCUAGUACCAUGCUUAGGUCUCCUUUUCUAGGGCAGCAGGAAUAAAGAAGCAUGCUGUUUAGAAUCAAACAAAGGCAGAGGAAACCGUCUUUGUGAUCCAAGUGUGGUUACUGAUAUAGGUUGUAAUUCUUGCAGUUUACUACUGACUUACACAAGUAUUAUAACUAUCUGAAAACAAAUAUUAAUAGAACUUGUUCUGCAUUGACAGACGCGCACUUAAGGACAAAGGCACUUACAAUGCUUGAUGAUAAUGAUAUCACCAUCAACCUGCUCUUGCUGGGAAGGACCCAGAGUGGUAAAAGUGCUCUUGGGAAUAGCCUUCUGGGGAGUUCAGACUUUGACAGCCACCUGUCCCCCAGCUCGUUGACUACAUCUUGCAGUUUUGGACGCAGCUGUCGCAUCACAGGCAUCAUGCGGCGAAAUGGCUGUGAACUCUCUCUUCGGGUUCAUGUACUCGACACGCCAGGAUAUUCUCAUAGCAGCCUGAGCAAAGAACAGGUGGUGCAAACCAUAAAAACAGCUUUGGAUCAACACUUCAGAGAUAAGGGCCUUCACUUAGCCCUCUUAGUCUUGAGAGCUGACUUGCCUCUUUGCAAAGACGAGAAUGACCACACAAUUCAGAUGCUACAGGAACUUCUGGGUCCCACAUGGAAGACUUUUACUGCAGUCUUUCUUACCCAUACAGACAAGGUAGAAGAGGCUGGAUUUAGUGAAGAGGAGUACUUGCAUGCUGCCUCAGAUACCCUGUUAACACUCUUGAGCUCAGUACAACACAAAUAUAUUUUUGUAGAUGACAAGGCACACGCACUCAAACAGAAAAGAGUAACAAUCUUAAGGAAAAUUAUGGAUUUUAUAAGACAAAACAGUUACCAGGUAACUUCUAUUUAGAUAAGCAGUGACAAAAAGAAAUAACUUCAGGCAUUGAAAAGAAUUCAAUGGGAAGACCUAGUUAUGAAUAUUUCUGGUGUCUUCAUGUCCAGACCAAUGCUUAUGCCUCUUUACCACAGAUAAAAUAAACUGUUUAGGCUACAAAAGUAAUUAUUAUUAGUAUUUAUAGUAUGCCUAUAACCAUGGUAUCCACAAGCCAUGACACACUCAGAUAAUAGGUUGAGUUACAAACAGUGCUUUUAAUUUUGUGCCAUUAUGUACUUAGUCACAGAUAUACUAUACAACAUGUUUAUCUUGUAGUUCAGAAGGAGUGCAAGAUUGAGAAAAAUAAAGAUUGUGCAUGCUCUAAACUAUUGUCAUGCUGCUAUGCACUGGCAUGCUGCCACAUUCUACCUCCAAAGUGGCUGUGGCACACUAGUGGAAGAAGCAUUUAUUACAUUUUGUUUUUAACUGCAGUCUUUACAGAGACAAAAUCCUCUGAAGCCCAUGGUUUGUGGAGUUUUCAAAUCCUGAAUGUUGAAAGUUGCUUGAUGUAAAUUUCUCAAUGUUUCCUAAUAAAUUAAAUUAAAUAGUGUGAACUUCUCAAAAAUGUGUGUUUAAUAAGACCUCAUUAGAUAUAUAGUUGAUAAGAUAGUUGGCUCCCAAAUGCUAAAGAUUUUUCAGUGCAUUUAAAAGAACUACUUAUUUCUGGUUGUUCCCACAUGUAUACAAAAUUAGCAUGGUUAUUCUACAGUAUACAGACAUAUACAAACA